This is a messenger RNA of Mixia osmundae IAM 14324, 369 nucleotides long. RefSeq lists its product as uncharacterized. Lineage: Eukaryota; Fungi; Basidiomycota; Mixiomycetes; Mixiales; Mixiaceae. The record is from RefSeq and is a predicted model, not a curated record. The coding region runs from base 1 to 369 and encodes 122 amino acids. The transcript is spliced from 2 exons.
AUGAAGACUGGCUAUGUUCUCGCUUCACUUGCGGUCGCUUUCAGCAUGACAGCUGCUGCGCCUAUCGAGCAAGAGAUGGCCAAGAAAUGGAGCAGCGAGCCUCAGCAAUGCUUCGCAAAGUGCUCGCCUGCACUCGGAUUCGGUCUCGGCUUUGGCGCUGCAGUGUCUGCCAAUGUCGCUGCUGGCGCGGGCGUGAUCGCCACACCUCUUGGCGCAGGGGCUGGCGCUGGCGUCAAUGCCGGCGUUGCUGUAUCUGCCGGUCUUGGCUUCGAUACAUUCCAUCAGUGCUACACGAGCUGCUGCAAUGGGCAGCCGACUGCCACGCCCAAGCCGGUUGCAGUACCACAGCCAGAGCCUUGUUACGACUAG